This is a messenger RNA of Penicillium concentricum, 972 nucleotides long. Its product is annotated as putative short chain dehydrogenase/reductase. Lineage: Eukaryota; Fungi; Ascomycota; Eurotiomycetes; Eurotiales; Aspergillaceae. Gene Ontology annotation, cellular component: endoplasmic reticulum. The record is from RefSeq and is a predicted model, not a curated record. The transcript has a single exon. Bases 1 to 972 code for a protein of 323 amino acids. Gene Ontology annotation, molecular function: oxidoreductase activity.
AUGAUCGAGCUAGGAACCUACACCAAACCCCUAGCCUACCUAGGCCUCUUCACCCUAGGAAGAAUCGUCUUCUCCUUGACCCGCCAAGCAACAAACUUCCUGCUCCCCAGCACUCUCCUCAAACGCUACAAUCCCACCCAAACAAGCUGGGCCCUCGUCACCGGCGCAACAGACGGAAUAGGUUUCGGCUUCGCUCAGGAGCUCUGUGCGCGUGGGUUCAACGUGAUCAUACACGGCCGGAACAGCGAGAAACUCGAACGUCGUUGCCGCGAACUCAACGCGCUUUUCCCUGCAGUCUGUGUUGAUGUUCUUGUGCGCGAUGCACAGAAAAUAACCGCGGAUAUCGAUGACGUCGACGCGGAAGUGCGCGAUAUCAUUCGCAGUAAUGGGACCGUCGGUUCCGGUGAUGGCAAAUUGACUGUUCUUAUUAAUAAUGUCGGUGGCGAGACUAGACCUUCUACACUCCUGAAGGAGUAUACCUUUGAGGAUGUGCAGGCGACUAUUUCACGGAAUGCGACUUUCGCCUCUCAGAUUACCCGUGUUCUGGCCAAACAGUUGGAAGAGAAUGCGCCUGGUCUUGUGAUGAAUGUUUCUUCGAUUGCCGCGUUCGGAUUGCCGUAUAUCAUUACUUAUAGCUCUGCGAAGGGAUUUGUGGAUACGUUUACAAAGUCGCUGCGCGCGGAGUUUAAGGCUGAAGGGAAGGAUGUCGAGGUUAUGGGGCUGCGAGUUGCGGAAGUCAGUACUCCUGGAUAUGACGUUAAGACUAGCUUGUUGAUUCCCGAGGCGAGAGUGCUGGCUGCUGCUGGCUUGGAUCGGGUUGGUUGUGGGCAGGAUAUUGUAUGGGCUUAUUUCUGGCAUUGGUUGGCGGGAUUGUCGUUUGAGUAUCUACCGCGCUGGAUGUUGAUGAAGAUCACUGCGAUGAAGCUCAGGGCAAUUAGAGCAGAUAUAGAUGCCAAGGCGAAGAGCAGCUGA